Messenger RNA from Lodderomyces theae, 1542 nucleotides. It is a transcript of the gene EDC3, whose product is annotated as Edc3p. NCBI's taxonomy places the organism in Eukaryota, Fungi, Ascomycota, Pichiomycetes, Serinales, Debaryomycetaceae. The record is from RefSeq and is a predicted model, not a curated record. Gene Ontology annotation, biological process: deadenylation-independent decapping of nuclear-transcribed mRNA; P-body assembly. Gene Ontology annotation, molecular function: mRNA binding. Bases 1 to 1542 code for a protein of 513 amino acids. Gene Ontology annotation, cellular component: P-body. The transcript has a single exon.
AUGACUGAAUUUGUCCAAUACGAGGUUGUUCUCACUUUGAGAGAUAACAGUACAGCAAGAGGCACUAUUUCCCAAGUUAACGAGGAACUGAUUACGUUGAACAAUGCGUUGACAUCCACUGAUCGCAAAAUUCAACCACUGAUUCGUUUCUUGAAUUCUGAAGUUGCCGAUUUGAAAGUGACACAGCUUCCUCCAUUCAAAUCCAAAUCAAAUGAGCUGAAAAAGAAUAAGAAAACGAGAGCGGAGGAUUUGGUUGAUGACGCCAUUGUCUACUCUUCAAAGCCAUCUCGUUUUGGUACUCCCAAGCCAGAAAAGCAAAAGUCAAAAUCUAAAACUAGAACUGAUAGUUCAGAUUUGGAACCUGAAUCCAUUGAUAACGUCAAGAAUAAGGAGUUUGACUUUGAGGCCAAUUUAGCCAUGUUUGACAAAAAGGCUGUUUUUGAAGACUUUAAGAAAAAUGACCACACAAGCAUCAAUGAUAGAUUAGUGGGGCAGAAUAAAGUGGAGAAACCGGCAACUCCAAAGAAACAAAAGUACGAUAAUGACGAGAUGGUGUUGCAGGAUGUUGCCAAAGAUAAUUGGGACCAGAUUGGAAAAUCACUAGAGAACACAAGAACCAACACGCCAAAUGCCGAUACUUCUAAAAGCCAAGGCCAGACACAACACCGUAAUCAAGCAGACGCGAAAACAAAAUCCUACAAGUUGGUUGAAUCGGGAAAUGGCGCCUCCAUUCAGUCAGCCUCGCCUGUUCAGCUUUUAGAGAUUGAGCGUUUAUCAUCGGACCAUUUUGGUAUUACACCAGCGGUGAUGGCUGAAGUAUGCGCCACGAAUUUAAGCAAGCUAAUUAUUGACCGUUGUCUUGGAGGCUCGGUUCGAUUGAGCAAUAAGAAAAACCACAACUUACCUCCCUUGGUCCUUUUGUUGAUUGGUAGUGGCAGGUGUGGUAGUAGAGCUUUUGCUACGGGGCGUCAUUUAAACAAUCAUGGUGUUCGUGUACUAGCAUUUGUAAUCUCCUCAGAUGAAUCGGACACGGAAUUGCAUCAUCAGUGGAAGAUUUUUGAGUCAGUUGGAGGUAAGGUGGUGACAUCCAGUUUUGAUCUUUUGAUUGAUAUAAUACGAAACCAGUUGAAUACACCAGUGGAACUAAUAAUAGAUGCUCUACAAGGAUACGAUGACCAUUUGGACGAUGUGUUUUACGAACCACAAGAUAAAAAGACAUUGUCUUCGUUGAUCAGCUGGUGUAACUCAUCUGAGCAAUCGAAGGUAAUGUCAUUGGAUAUUCCCUCGGGAAUAGAUGGUGGAUCUGGUAUACCUGACGAUGAAUUAAAAGUUGAUUGCUCGUGGUGUAUUUCCAUGGGCUUGCCGCUCAAUGGACUUCUUUUGGCUUACAAAAAUGGCCAUCUAAACGACGACAUUACACACUACUUAAUUGAUGUGGGCAUACCUAAUAAGGUGUUCCAAGCCAAACCGAAUUUACGGAAAUUCGACAACUUCUGGUACACUGCUGAAUCGUCGAUCAAGUUGGAUGUGGAAAGUAUAUAG